AUGGACGAUUCCAAGGUGAAUGUCGACGUCUUUCGCAUGGCCGACCCAAUUGGUGGCAUCCUACGGUCGAUGCCUCACAACAUCUGUGAGGGUUGCCACGCGCCAAUCGACGAGCGAGUCUUCCUGGCUGUCGACAACCAACUCUGGCAUGCCGCGUGCCUGCGCUGUGAUGCGUGUCGCGGUGACCUUCAGUGGGACCAAUCGUGUUUCAUUUACAAGGGUCGUGUCCUCUGCCGCGCUGACUACCAAAGGUUCCCUUUGAACAUUGAUUACCCCUUCCGAAAACAUCACCUCUUGCAAAAAUCAAUUAAAAAGACGAACUACCUACAGGAGAAGAUUAGGAAAGCUGAUAAUGAUCAAAUUUUGGGCUUCAACGUGCCUUGUUGAAAUACGCCCUAGAGCUUCAAUCAUUACAUACCAUUGCGGCGACUAGGGAAACCGAAGUAGACAUCGUAGAAUAAUGGCAACUUCCCUUGAUAGACGUCGUAAAAGGAAUACUGAUAGGGUGAGAAUAUGAACCCUGGGACUCCAGGGAACUACACAACCCUCUACCCAUUUCCACAGGGAAUUAUAUUGCAAAACUAUUUGUGGAUGGAAGUUUGGGAAAAAUCGAAAACAACACAAAUUCUUUCCCUGUAGCACGUCUCUACGAACUAAAAAAAUUGGUGACGGCAAUGGACAACCUCUUUUUCCAUGUGCAAAUUGUGUGGAGACCCAGAUGUCUUGCCGAUAAAGCACCCAGCGACACUACAGUCCAUAGUUUUUCCGGCAGUGCGGCAUAAACAGCCCGAGCUCUCGACACCUCAGAUUUGGGCAAAUUACUUGACUUUAAGAUAAUCGAAAUCGAUCUUUUCUAUUCACAAACGUUAACCCGGUCGAUAAACAGUACGAGACCGUUGACCUCGACGUCCAAGCCAACAACGGCACAAGUUAAACGUUUGGUCACCGCCAAUUUUUAAAAUAUGUAGACUAAUUGAACGUGUGAGACAACUUUUCGAGACAAAUUUACGCCAAAAGUAAAGACUGGUCAACACCUAUUAGCCUCAUUCUGAACCCAGUGAUCAAUUUUAAACCAAUAAAGAUCCUAGAUCUUCUGGAUUAAAGUCGGAGAUUGUUUAAUUGACAGAAACAACCCGGCCAGAAUGACUAUUCCAGUUUUUGUGUCUUUGCUAAUGGUGUGAUUGCUAUAGGAUAAAAGACCAUGAGUGACCGUACGUCAUUAGUGGUAAUCUAUCUGAACAGUGCUCACACGCACUUAAACUGGGCUGCAGUCCGCUGGGUGUGCAUAGAACUGGCAUAAGUUCACGUUCUCACACCAUUGUAUUCUAAUUGCAAACCUACGUGUAUGGAAUCAAAUCAGUAGCAGAGCUCAAUGACCGAGUAAACCAUUUGCUCCCAAUCUACGCGUCCCACCUCCACGCUCGGGAAUUUGGACAUUUGGAAAUUGUCAUAAAUAGCCUGCCGGACGGGCGUCUCAAUAGGGUGUCAUAGAGGAAAAGUUAAUUAGACAGUUCUUAAGUUUGAAUUGGGGAAGAAGCUCACAAUUUUUCCUGCAGAAUUAUGUAUCUCAUGGGAUGGCCUAUCUAGAGACCAUUAUAAAAACGGUCACAGACAUGACUUAACAUAUUCUCACCGCCUCUUCCGAUUUUCUCCUUUGACAGCCUUUCCCUGUGCCCCGGCUGUGAUCGAAGACUGUCCGAAGAUGAUCUGGUUUUUCGGCUGACUGAGAGGAUUGUCUACCACUCUGAGUGCCUCCGUUGCCACGCGUGUGGAGUGGUCUUGCGUCUGGGUGACACCUACGCACUUCUGGGGGGACGAAGUGUGGUCUGCGCAAAGCACGCAACAGAAGCAAUGGCAGCGGCAGAUGUCAAUGCGGAACCUCAGAUCUACGAAGGGGCAUCAUACUCCGAUCAGCAGUCAGGUGUCAUAACAACAGAACGUGGUGCGCCGGGGACACGGAAGGGUAAGAAGCCCGGUAAGAGGUCAUCGAAAAAAACGUACUGCAGUGUACAGUUCGAUCGGCUCACGUCGCUUUCUUCAACUCAUGUUCGACGGCACCAGCAGCAACUACAGGAACCCUCGCUGUUCACAGAGGACAAUUCACCCCUGGGUCAGCCAAGUAAGCCAAGAUGCAAAUAUUAUUCGUUAAAAUACAAUCUACUUACGCGUUGUUAGUAACACAUACGUAUUUGCUUAAAACAGCGAAGAGCAGCAAAUUGUCGGUCCCCGUCGACAAGUCAAAAAAGACAAGAGCUUCGAGAUGUCGAAGUUCUGCCAUCAAUGGAACAACCAGAUCCAAAAAGCGUAUUCGAACUUCCUUUAAGCAUGACCAACUGCGAGCCAUGAAGGCGCACUUCGAGCUUAACCAGAAUCCGGAUUCGAAGGAUUUGCGGAAACUCUCAGAUGAAACCGGCCUUACCAAGCGCGUUUUGCAGGUAAGCAACAAAGAUGCUUACAGGUUUGCCAACAGAAGCAGAAUACUAUCAUUUACAAGAUCAAAUGCUUGCGAAAGAGGCCAGUGUUCUGAGGUUGGCGACAUCUGUUGUCCACAGUAAAUACUGUCAAGUCAAACCAAGUAUAUCCCAUAGCUACUUAAAUGACCUGAAACCAGCAGAACAGACUAGUUUGCAUUCAACGGUUGGCGGAAGGGAUGAGAGAGUUAACGACUGAUCUAUUCGUUUGAAUCGCAGAGGCUCAAGGAAAGUGAAUGAGGCUCUCUUGGUCAACAGAAUCACUAAUAACACACGCAUUGAAAAAAUGUCACGCCUCAAAAGCGGUACUGUUUGCGUGAAUAUCGUACGCGGCAGAAUAUAGUGUAAAAAUCGGGCCUCUAAAUUGGCUACGUGAAAUAAGUUUAAUUAGAUCAGGAAAGGUAAGUGACGCCUUCUGGACAACCCGCUGGUCUCCUCAAAAUUGAUCCUUCAUCAUCUGCGGCCCCAAAAAUCCCAUGAUAUGUUCUCGGGCCAAAUAAUUUUAUAAUCUUCCAACUGUUCGAUUUGCUAACUGAACUAACCGUGCUUCAUUUUCCUUCGCGCGACCAAGCCACAUUUUCUCUGAAUUUUAGGUAUGGUUUCAAAACGCAAGGGCGAAGUAUCGACGCUGGGGUUCGCUUGCCGAUUCAUCUGAUGCUGAUCAGUUUUUCAGCCCUCUUGGCCAGCCAGACUCUCCUGACGUGACUCAGUCCCACAGCACCACGAAGAACGACCAGAUUUUCGCGCCAAUCAGGGAUAUCCUCCCUCAAAAUAUCCCUUCAGAUGGUCCAAAAUCGACAUCGAACAUGGAAGACAUGUUUUCCGAAAGGCUAAAUGAAUGGCAGGAAUCCACCACUCCCCCGCCGAGAGAUUCGACCCAUCUCAGAAGAGGGGUGUUUGAAUUGUCAGCAGAGUUUCGGCUGAUCAAUUUGCCGACUCAGAUAACCCCCUUACAGAGCCAAGUAGCCCCAGUCACUUGA
Molecule: messenger RNA, 3451 nt
Organism: Spirometra erinaceieuropaei
Lineage: Eukaryota; Metazoa; Platyhelminthes; Cestoda; Diphyllobothriidea; Diphyllobothriidae
Source: the annotation of a GenBank genome assembly